Messenger RNA from Rosa chinensis, 1364 nucleotides. RefSeq names its product protein S-acyltransferase 10. The coding region runs from base 826 to 1203 and encodes 125 amino acids. Lineage: Eukaryota; Viridiplantae; Streptophyta; Magnoliopsida; Rosales; Rosaceae. The record is from RefSeq and is a predicted model, not a curated record. The transcript is spliced from 3 exons.
GUAGCCAGAUUCCUGAUUCUUGUGACCGGUCGCCGGAUUUCGGUCAUCGGUUGCUGGAUUCUGGUGACCGGUCACCAGAUUCCGGUCAUACGUUGCCGGAUUCCGAUGACCGGUCGCCGGAGUCGGCGCCCGGCCACUGGUCACCGGAGCACAGCAAGGUGGAGGAUGAUUUCUCUCUCUAAGUGAGAAAGAAUGAGAGGGCAAAAAAGUCUCAAAAAUAAAUAAAAAGAAUAAAAAAAUAAUUAAUUGGGUAUUAGGGAAAUAAUCCCUUAUAGUAUUUUGGGUAAAUGUGGUUAAAAAACUAUUAGUGGAGCAAGUGGGCAAUUUUUAAGCUAAAAUUGAGUAAAUGAUCAUUUCUCCAUUUGUUAAAUAUUUUGAACCAUUGGAUAUAUUACUAAUCCAAUGGUCCAAAAUAUUUAACAAAAUGAGGGUAUGGCAAACACCAAGGUACCCAAGAAUUCUCCACCAAAUUGGUAUUUAUCUUAUGCUUUAAAUUAGUGCAUAUACAACAUACUCUACCAAUACAUGCUAUAGAAUUCAUGUUAAAUUCUCUGGUUAUGCAUGUUAAGUUUUCAGGUCGAUUGGCAAGGUUUGCCAAUUAAGUGAAGUUUCAAAGAUUAUGUUUUCCAGUUUUCAGUGUCUUCCUUGCCUCUCCGAUCCAAGUGAGCUUUUUCUUCAACACCCUUUUUGGAUUUUUCAUAAAGCCAGAAAUUAAAAAAGUAAUCUUUACUGUUACUUAGUUCUGUUGAAUCCCAACUCAGCCAAAGAUCGUUUCUUUUUGUUAGUGUUGCUGUUUUUUUUGGUGGAGCUUGACUUUUUUCUUACAUGGGAAUACUAUUCCUUUUUGGUGUUUGGUUGGUGGGUUUAGUUCGGAGGUAUGCUUUGGGUUUAAAAGCUGCAUUUGUGAUGCUGCAUCUGAUAUAUGUUGGUGUUCUUUUUCUGUUUGAUGGAGGUUUGAUAGAGAAAACUAAAAGAGAAUCAUGGUAUACAGGAACAUAUUUGGCUCUUUUUGUGAUUACAUUGGUUCAAUACUUCGUUACUUCUGGUUCUUCUUCUGGAUGUUUAGACAAAGCAGUUCUGCAGCUGAAGGAAAACGGUGUAGACCCAAGUCCUUGGAGGCUUUGCACCGUGACUCAAGUAGAGGAAGUAGAGAUUAUAUUGAAACUUAUUCCAAUCCUAGCUUUCCAAGGGACACAUUUCUAAUCUGUUCUGAGAUUUGCAUGUUUGAUACUCUUUUUUGGGUUUGAAUGAGUUAUCUCGUAUGCUUGGUAGGAGAAUGUGAAGUUUCGUAUGUUGGAUUUCUUUAAUAAUGGGUUUUUAUGCAAAUGUUGAGUCUUUAGCUUCAUUUUGAUAUUGGCUUUUGC